UCACAGAGCCAUCUUUGUCCACCUAAUCCAAGGCGGCUGUUUAUUACACCUUCUUUACUGCACGGACCCUGACAACGCCAGGCACUAGUAAAUAGUCUGCAGGUUCCGCAUCGCCGUAGAAAUUAGGAAGAAUAAAGGAAGGUGUUGUUUUUUUUUUGUAGAAGUGGGGACAUAUCUAAGCGAGCACAUCCUCCUGGACUGUAGAGGCAGGGAAACGCCACAAUAACCAACCAAAGGGUGCCAGAGGGUAGAGAGGAGCGCAGAAGGCAAUCCACAUCCAUCUGCCAGCCACUUAGCACACGCUAACAUUUCCAGUCCGGAUUUCAGCACAGCUGUCUAGCCAACACAACCAGGAACAUGUCUGCCCCAGCUGGAGCCCCUGCAGCAGAGGGAGGGAAUCAGCCUCCCAACCUCACCAGCAACCGUCGUCUGCAGCAGACACAGGCACAAGUGGAUGAGGUGGUGGAUAUCAUGCGUGUAAACGUGGAUAAGGUUCUGGAGCGUGAUCAGAAGCUGUCAGAACUGGACGACAGGGCUGAUGCCCUGCAGGCUGGAGCCUCUCAGUUUGAGACCAGCGCUGCAAAACUCAAGAAUAAAUACUGGUGGAAGAAUGCCAAGAUGAUGAUUAUCCUGGGCGUGAUAUGCGUGAUUGUCCUCAUCGUCAUUAUUGUGUACUUCAGCACCUAAGAAGAGACGCUCCUACCCCAGUCUAAGCCCAACAUCCUCGCUACAGAAAAAAAACCUCAAAUCGAUAACGAAAUUAACCAUGAAAAAGUGAUUCUAUAUAUCUCCCCAAUUAGCCUUGGUAUAACACCCCUAAACCCUUCAGGGCCCCAUGGCUCCCCCACCUCCACCACCUGGCCUCUGGACCCCCUGUCAAUAUUUGUCCUGUGAGUGUGUGGCCCUGUCUCCUUUCUGGGUCCUCUUGGCUUUUCUAACCUGCCAUAAUGAGAACCAAACACUUGUGAUGAUGCAACAACAGAAAAGGAAACAACGAUUGGCGAUAAUUGUUACAUAACUGAUAUAUAUAGUUCUUUGUAGAGUUUUAUUCUGAUAUAUAUACUGUUUUGUAGGUGUGUGUGCGUGUGUGUGUGCAUUUUGUAUUUUUUAUUUUUUGUAUUAAUUUUACGUAUGCUUCAGCGUUAAAUACUGCCUAUUAAUCAGUGUGUAUUGCAUGUUAUCAUCAUCUGUCUUUCCCCUGCUUACUCUCUAUUUUUGGUGUAAUUUUGCACAUUGGAGUUAACUCCACUUUAUUAAGGAAAUACCCAAAUGAGUAUCCAGUCCAUCUCUUGUCUUUUUAGACAGUUCAAAAUAAGCCGGAGAACCAAAACUUGGACUUUAAAAAAAGUUGUAUCAAGUUACAAAAAUUGAAGCAACUAUAUCAACGAAACUGCCCAUAACAAAUCGUUAGCUCCAGAUUUCUGUAACCUGAUGCCAUCGAAAUCCAAGUUUUCUUCUUUCUAGGCUCUCGGAGAGAGUUACAGUUACUGUAACUGAUCAAACAUUUAAAAAAAAAAAAAAAAAAUUAUGCAUGAAUUGUUCAACGUAUCCCUUCAAAUCCAAAUCCACAGACCUUUCCAUCUGACCCCCAAUCAUCCAAGUGUCAUUUCUCAUUCUCCAUCGACUAACUUUCAUCUGUUGCGUCUUUAACUUCCACCGCUCAUCUGUCUCUCAGCAUGCUCGAACACCUCAAUUUCUUCUGAUUAUUUCAAUACUGCCAUAGUACAGUUUGACCAAUGUCUGUAGAUGUUUCUUUUUUAUUUCUAUAUUACGUAGUGUCUUAUUUCGAAAACAUUCCUUCAUUGCAGUCUAGUGCAAAUGGUCUUACCGUAGCACAUUUAAAUGUAAGUAUCUUUAAAAAGAAAAAAUAUACAUGCGAUGAACUUGUGUAGAAAACGUCAGUCAUACAAACCAUAGGAAAAAAAUAGUUCUAGUUAAUAGCUGUAAGGGUAAGUUUUGGAUAGACGGGAUAAAGCUCAAUCUGUCCAAAUGUUUUUAUUUUGUAAUAUAACUGAUGUUAUCCUACACUUACAGUAUACUGUGGAGAUGUCAUAAGCAUACAACUGUGGAUACAGGCUUGUGAAAAUGAAGAUAAAGCGGGGCCAAUGCCUAUAUUGACAAUUAAUUAAUACUCAUUGGCCCAUUACUACAUGGACACAUAAAAGCCUUAGUCUUCAGUCACUUCUAUUAGUUACUGUAGAACAUUUCCAGUCAGAAACUCCUCACACUUGAAGUUAGUGUCGGGGGAGUGGCUGACUGCAGGGAAAAAAAAAGGAAUCUGUUUAAAAUGCACAAACCAUCCUUGUUUUUGAUGGCGCUGUCGGGCUGGUCAAUAGCCUGGCCAAAGGAGAUCCUUGUGCAGCAAAACCUCUCCAAAUGAAGAGCACAUAAAGAAAAGGGAUAAUUUAGCCUUAUUUGCAAAUCUUGAAACAGGGAAAGAGGCUAAUGAGGAACAGGAAAAAAAAAAUCCCAGUUGAGUUAAGUUGUGCAACUUUGGGGUAGGCUCAGAUAUUUAGCAUGACUGAAAAAAAAUUCUUCAAAAACAUAGUAGCACUCUGAAGACGAGUGUUUUGCUAGCGCAGUGGUUCUGUCUCAGUGUUUCUCCCUAUAGUUAAGGCCUUUUUUUCUUUUUUAAAUAUAAUAGAUUCUAUUUUUUAUUAUAGUAUAUUUUUGUGUGAUACAGACGGGUAAAGAGGAAGUGUGCGAUCAGUACGAUUCACCUCUUUACCUUCGUCUGCUGUGUUUUUUGUAAUCCAGCUCUGUGCGUUAUACACUGCCAAGCAACAAGGGAGAGGCUUCUAUCCUUAUUGUAAUUUAUUUCAGUGGUGCGCUCGCUGGUCUGGUCUUCAACCUACUUUUACAUCCACUCCUGUGUACCCUUUGUGGCUAUUUUAUGAGCAGGAACGCAGUGUGACACACCUGUUUUUUAACGCUCUGAAGAAUUAAAGCCUUGUACACUGAACUAUAAAAUGACACAAACUUAAAAUCCUUUUGACUCAAAUUGGUAUUUUAAAAGGAGUUUAAACUAAAUUCACAGUAUUUUACUUGUGAAUGUGAAAUCUCGGCCCUAAAAUUGUUGGAGCUCAGUUAUUCAAUCAUGUCUGGCUCUCCUGAAAUAGGAUUUUAAAGUUUGAAGGCAACUUGCUCUUGCUUACCGAUGCCAUUACUUUACAAUGCUAAACUGUAAGAAGAUAGGCUUUCAGAUCUAACAGUAGGCUACAGUCAAAAGGAAGAUAUAAAGACCAUGAAACCACACAAUUUGAAAAUAGGAGUGUGUGAUGCCUUAGUAGCCUUGUCUCUUUGCAACAUGACUUUUAUCUUCCCCACCAGCUGAGAAGACCAACCUGCCCCCCUUAGCUAAACUCACUGCAUCCUACAGUGAAUAUGUGUGUUUCUGUGUGUGUUCAGGUGCAUCAAUGUGUGUGCAUGUGUGUGUUAGAAUAGCUCUGUCUUGGGAAUAUCCCCAGUUUAUCCCAACAGAUUAGGCCGCUUAAAUCUCAGAGUGAGGGCACGUUGUUUCCUUGACCACUGAAGUACACGAGCAGAGAGGUUACAGAUCUGCCGGCUAGUUCUAUUACAAAGGACCCAAACCUUAACCGACCCACAUUUCCCUGAUUGCCCUACAUGUUUCACCUGAAAUAGAACAACAAUAAAUUGUAAAAGAUUACCAAAGACCAGAUUUCCAUUCUUGUGCUGCCAAUUGCCAUCAAAAACAAGCGGAGAGAAACAGGUUAUCCAAACUAUCCAAGUCUGUUUGAAAUAUCUUAAACCCUAAUCAAUCCACAAUAACAGGACCUUUUUAACUACGGCACACUGUUUAUACGGUGUGUCAGUUUGGCUUUUGUGUGUGCCAUUCUAACAUAUGCAAAUGAAACCAAAACAUAAGGCCCCCAUGCUUUGAAUCUAAAAUACAGCGCCCACCUGUGAUCAUGUGAUUCCUGGUUUAAAGAGCUUCUUUGAAGGUAAAAGUUUGAGACACAUGAUCCUAUAACUAAUAAUAGCACAACUCUACUUUUUUCUGUCUCCAUUUAACUGCCAAGUUCCUACAUGAAAAAGAAAUGAACUAACUAUAGCUGUUAAACAUAAAGAAAACUGAUGUAAAAAUCUGCUUUGUUUGGUGUUGUAUAAUGGGGGUGUUUUGGGGGUAGGGGGUUCCUAUAUCCUCAGGUUUAAGGCAUUGGCAUUUUACCAAAACAUAAAUGAUGACAAAAAAGUACUUAAUCAAAGUGUAUGGUUUAUGGUAAUAGAAAAUCGCAAUAGGGUUACAAAAGUGGUCCUUUUAGCCAUCCUGCAGGAUUAAACCACACAGUGGACUGAAGUGAAAUCACACUACUGAUUGGGGUAGGACUUCUGUGUUAUAAAUCCGACCGUUGUGAGUGCUCAACCAAUUUGAUCACAGUAGUGAAAAUGAAGUGAGUGCUCCCUCUUUCUGUUGCUUUAUUGUCUGUAUAAAAAGAAGUGCGCAUCUAUUUUAACACCGUGGCACUUUUUCUGUUGUGAUUUGUUCAUUUUGUUGUUGGAAUGGGAACAUGAUUCAGAGGAGAAUAUUGUUUUAUUGGCAACCUAAGGGAACCAUUCGGGGAUCUCAAUCUAACACUGCAUUCAGGUUCAUUUGGUGGUGAUCAAAAAAAUACAAGUUGCCAUGAGAAAGACAGAUAUUAAAAACUACUGAAAUCCUUGGAGUGUACAGAGUGGAGAGUUUUAACUAACGUUUACUGUCACCACCAAAUGGGCUGAAUGCAGUAAAAGGAGGGAACCUUUUUGAGUCCCUGAACAUUCACUGGGUGGCUAUAAAUGUACAAUAUUCUGCUUUAUGUAUGUUUUUUUUAACCAAAUAUUGUGUUUUUCUUUUGCAUUGAUUUAGUAAUAAAUCCAGAUGUCACAUACUUGUGUGUAAGCACUGAUGGAGAAAGGUGAAGCAAAUGGGGAAUUAAUGGGGGAAAAUGACUAUUUUUACCUUGAGUUGUCCAAAAUGCUUAGAAUGAGUCUACAGUUUACACCAGAUUGCUGUUUGUAUCUACAAGAUCUAUUUUUUUUUUUUGUUUAAAUCGGUUUACGCUUGAGGAAAGAUUUUGAUUUCUCUUUGGGACUGGGGUUUCUGGGAUGAAGCCCAUAUUGCCGCUGGUUGUCUGGCCUCACAGGAGGGACAAGACUGGAGGAUCAUUGGCAAUGUGAUCAGUUUUAUUUGAUCUUUUUCUUUCUCUUGCUUUUAUUUGAAUAGAUUUAUUGUGCUGUCAUUUGGUAUGGAAUUAGAAAUUAAACGUAAUGGAGAGGAGACUGAAUGGAAAACUAAAGUACAUAAAAUAAUUGUAGUGUAAAUCUAUCAAUGUCUUAUUAUAUUGAUGAACAUCAUGAAAUAUAUGUAUAUUGGAAAAAACAGUACCUGUGACAACUUGUACUUUUGUGUGUGCUUCAUGUGCUUUGUGGGUGUGCAACAAUGGGCAGAUGCAAUUUUGACUGCAACUAUGGGACCUUAUCUGACCUGUACGAAUACCUAUAAAUUUAUUAUCAAUUCAAAGAUACAGCUCUUUAUUUAAUUUAUCCUAAUGACAUGUAAGUGUGUUUAAAAUAACAUGGAGACCUGGAGCCAUAAAGGUGCACAUUUCGACAUUUA
Molecule: messenger RNA, 5614 nt
Organism: Labrus bergylta (ballan wrasse)
Lineage: Eukaryota; Metazoa; Chordata; Actinopteri; Labriformes; Labridae
Gene: vamp2
Product: vesicle-associated membrane protein 2
Biological process (GO): vesicle fusion; SNARE complex assembly; vesicle-mediated transport
Cellular component (GO): plasma membrane; SNARE complex
Molecular function (GO): SNAP receptor activity; syntaxin-1 binding
Source: RefSeq, a predicted model, not a curated record